AGCAGCAACAGAAGCUGCAACAGCAGCAACAACAACAACAAUUGGAAGCCAUUCAUGGCAUGGGCAAGGGACACGUGGCUAAGCAUAGUGCUGGCUGUUUGCAGUUUCCACCGCCACCGGAUUACCCGCCACCGGCUGCGAGCAGUCCGCUGCACAAGUCCGCCGGCAGCUCACCCAUUGCCGUUGCGGCAAUUGUGAGCAGCAACACAACGGUUGCUGUCAACGCCGGCAGCGUUGCCGUCAAUGGCAAUGGACGGCGCCAGUUGUUGCCUCGCUAUCCGGAUCCCGAUCCGGAUGCCAUUGAAAUCUGUACGGAGCAGGAGUUGUCACCGCAUCAUCUCAAGCAGCUGGCGCGCCAGAGCAAAACGCUGGGACGCGACAACAACAGCGGACAUCAGCAUCAUGCGCAUGCUCAUCAUCAACACCAACAUCAACAUCAACAGCAGCAUGAUUACUCAUAUGCGUACUAUGAGCCGGGCGCCGCAAUGCGGCACUCCAAUGUACCCAAGCCGGAUGGCAGCACAAAUGUGGAGUCCAGUUGCUGUGCGGCUGCGUUGCAGCCACAAGUUGAUGUUGGACCACCGCCACCCAACUCGAUACGCGCCCUGCUCUCCAAGGGCAAGAAGAACAAGCAGCUGGUGUCGCCGGCGACGCUGCAAUCGUAUCAGACGCGCUACCACAAGCUGACCACAGCUGCAGCAGCAGCAGCAAGCGAGAAUUUCUACGAAGAGAUCAAUGCGGCCGCGUUGCAAUCGGGCAAGGUGGCACAGCAACAAUUGGGCUGCAGCAUUGGGUCGCAUUCAGCGGGCUCACUGAAUCAAACGCUCGUCGAGGAGGAACUGCGUCGAGUGCAGCAUCGUCAUCACAAGAUACUCGGCGAGCUGAAUCUCAGCGUGGAGGCGAUGCUUAUGCCCGAAAGUCCGCCCAAAUGCAGUCCACCAGCUGGAGCUGGUGCUGCUGGUGCUGCUGGUGCUGUUGCUGGCACUCCACCCAAGCCAAGUCCGACGGUUUGCGUGACGGCAACAAGCGGACAGCCAGCGAUUCUCGGCCGGCUCACAUCCACCUCGGCGGACAAUAUCUGUGAUACAAGCAGCAACGUUGGCGGCAUUGAGCAGCUGCUGGCAACGCUCAAGGGCCAGCAAACGACACAUAUCGCUGGCAACAACAGCAACACCAGCUGUGGGGGCACCGCCAGCGCACAACAAACCAGUGUCGCCACCACAGCCGGUGGCGAUUUGGAUAGCGGCUUCAGCGGCAGCAGCGGUGCCAGCUACAUUGGCAGCCUACGUCUGAGCAAGACGCAGCACAUCAAGUGCGCCCGACAGACGCCCACAGCAACGGCGGCAUAUGCCACACAAAGUUGCCGUUCGUUUCAACGCUCCACAGCGUAUGAUGAAACAAUUGCCACGGCCAGUGCCACAACCAGCUCGCUAAUGUGCGCCUCGAAUUCCACAUUUCUGACGCGCGCCUCCUGCGGCCGCCGCAUUCUCAGCUGUGCGCGGAUACGUGCUGCCGAGGAUCCGGGUCCCACUGUGCCCACGGAGUCGAAGGCGCGCAGCUUCUGGAAUCGCAAGGGAUGGCGCAAAUUACCCGGCUUCUCCACAUCCACAUCGAGCAUCAAUGACACGGGUCUCGCAGAUGAGCACAAAUUAAAUUCUGGCUCAUGGGAGGAUACCUUGGCGGAACCAGAACAACAACAACAACAACAACCACAACUCCAUUCACAUCAACAUCAAACGCAGCAGCAACCGCAUCUGAGUCAGACAUCGUCUUUCAUUGUAUCGCCCGGUCACAAGGCCAGCGUUACAACUGCACAGUUGCACAGCGCCUUUAGUCGCCGCAUCGCUGAGCAACACCAACAGCAGCAGCAGCAACAGCAGCAGCAACAACAACAGCAACCACAGCAGCGGAUAAAAGGCUGCCAGAUCAGCCAGCAGGCAGACAGCGCCACAAUUGCCGGCGGAAGCUUCAGCGCCAACGGUGGCCAGGCUGCCGUUGGUGUUGGUGUCGGAGUCGGCGUCGGUGUCGGCGUUGGUGCAAGCAGCGCGAGCAGCAGCAGCGAUCGCGACACAAAAUCACCGUCGCGCGGAGAGAGACGCGAGGCGCCGCAAGCCAGUCACUCCGACGAGGAGAUCUUUACCGAAGAGGAGCAGACCAGCAGCAGCGUGAGUUCGUUAAGUGCCGGCAAUCAGCGCAAUUCGCAAUUGCGUUCCACCUUCAACAAGGCCAAGCAGCAUUUGUCCUUUGACAAAUGGCGCACGGCUGCCAACAAUUCCACCUCCGCCUCCGCCGCCGCCACCGCCGCCACCAACAACACCAGUUCCCAACACAACACAAACACUCAGUGUAGUCCCAGCGACACAAAUAUGAUUAUGCGUCGGGCCAGCGCCUGUACGAUGCCCACCACCGGCACAUCGGGGGGGGCAUCGGGGCAGCGCGAGGAUAUUACAACGCCGGGUGAAUCGCCGGGCGGACGUUUGUCGCGCUGGUUCUCGAUACGACGCGGCUCCUCGCAUCAGUACGAUGUGGGUGGACGCGAUGGUCGUCAGUCGAUCAAUGCCAGUUUCGAUAUACCGGAUGCAUCUGCCGCCGGCAGCACAUCCAUGCCAAAGCCAACAAAUGCCGCUGGUUCAGCGAUAUCAGCGACGCUGGACGCCGCCUCGCCACAGAAGCUGGCCAAUUUGGGCGCCAGCAAAAUGAUGCCCGGUGUGCCCGAGUAUGAGGAUGAUGAGAGCUCGACGGCGGGCAGCCGACGCUACGAUAUGGACCUGAUGACACCGCCACCGGGCAGUCGGAACAAUUUCGUCGCAAAUAUGGGUCACAGUCGGGUAACGGCGCCAUUGCUGCCACCGGCGCCACAAGGCCUUUCGCAGCAGCAGAUCAAGAGGCGCCUCAUUUUGGCGGCCAUCGUUCAAAGUGAGAACUCGUAUGUGGCCACAUUACAACGUCUAGUCAAUGAUUACAAGAAACCGUUGGAGGAGUGCAGCCCACCAGUGCUAAAUCCAGUGAAGAUCGCCACGCUGUUCCAUUGCUUGCCGGAUAUUUUACACUCGCACAAGCUGUUCCGCAUCUCGUUGGCAGAGUGUGUGCGUAAUUGGGAUCGGGAUGAGAAGAUCGGCGAUUGUUUUGUGAGCGCCUUCGGGAAGCCGCAGCUCCUGGAGACAUACUCGGGCUUCAUCAACAAUUUCUCGACAGCCAUGGAGCUGGCCAAAAUGGAGGAGAAGCGCAAAUCAGCGCUUGCCGAUUUCUUUAAGGUCAAACAGAUCAGCGCACACGAUCGGCUAUCCUUCUUUGGUCUGAUGGUGAAGCCCGUGCAGCGUUUUCCCCAGUUCAUACUCUUUCUGCAGGAUCUGCUCAAGUACACGCCGCAGGGCCAUCACGAUCGCAUGUCCCUGCAGUUGGCCCUGUCGCAGCUGGAGCUGCUCGCCGAACUACUCAACGAGAGCAAACGCGAGGCGGAACAGUAUCAGGCCUUCAAGGAGAUGCUUGGCCACAUUAGUGGCACCUUCAAUACGCGCUCCCUAAACAGCAUCAGCGGCGACAAUUGCGGCAGUCGGGCCCGCUAUCUGCUGCGCGAGGAUAAUGUCACCCACAUGGAGUUCAACCAGGCCGGCUUUAUAGUCAAGUGCAAGCAGCGACGCCUGCUGCUCCUCAACGACAAGGUCAUCUGUGUGUCUGUGGCGCCCAAACAAUCGCACGACUUUGGCGCCACCGAGAAGCUAACAUUCAAGUGGAUGUUCCCCGUCAACGAUGUUGAGAUUGUCGACAACAGCGCAUCUGCCACAUUAUCCCGAAUCUUGACAGCAGGUCUAAAUCGUGGCGGCAGUCUCAAAUCGAAUGGCAGCACUGGGAAUAACAGCGGCGCCGGUGGCGGUGUUUGCUAUGCGAAUGCAACACUCUCUGGCCAUGGAAGCGUCGGACUGGGUUCACCGUUUGCCGCCGUGGAUGCCCAUAGCUCGCCAGCUGCACAGCUAACGAAUGGUGCCGAUAAUUUGUGCAACGAGAUGAGCACUCUGAUGUUCGAUUAUGAGGUAAUAUCGCGCAUCCACGAUCUGGUUGGCACACUGAAGGGCAGCUACAAGGAGCUCAACUCGAAUACGACACGCAAUGUGCUCAAUACCAUACAGGGCUCCAUACAGCGCAAGGAUGAGGAGAUGGCCUGGGUGGACUCGUGCUGUCUGCAGCUAACCGGUCGCCACAAGUCCGGCAAGGAGGAGACCUUCACAUUCCAAACGCAAACGCCAAAUGUGAAGAAGGAGUGGAUCACCGAACUGCGGCUCGCCCAGCUGGCCCUCGAUCCGAAUAAUUCGCCAGCGUGGGAGCGUUCGGGCUCACAGCAACAUCAUCCACAUGCCCAUCAUCCGCACCCCAAUGCGCAUGCCCAGCAGCUACCAGGCAGUCCACAGGCAACACUGCAGCACACUCACGAGCAGCAGCUGCUUCAGGAGGCCGUCCAGCAGAAGCAGUCGCGCAAGAUGCCCCUCUUUGUCAAGGCGAUGCCCGUCUACCGGUCACAGCAUCAAACGGAGGUGCGCUGUGGAUGCUACUACAGCAUCGCCAAUGACACAAAACAGAGCGGAAAUGCGCGUCGCCGGCACAAACAGUUGAACUAUUUGUGGAUGUGCAGCAGCGAUGGCACUUCAUCGCACAUCACCGUGCUGGCCCAGCAUCCGCAGCAGGCGGGCAAUUUGCGUGAGGCGGGCGCCUUUGAUCUGGUGGAGACGCAGGUGUCGGCUCUGGAGUUUGUUAAGGGAUUGGACCAGUGCCGGACGCGCGAGGAGCACGUCAGCCUGUUGGGUGAUCUCGUCUGGCUGGGCACCGAUAGCCGCAAGCUGCUCAUAUACUCGGCCCGUAAUCCUGAACAGGAGGAACAACUGGGCAGCUACGCGGUGCCGGGCGCUGUACAGCGUAUUCUCUAUCACUUCGAUGCCGUCUAUGUUGCCCUUUCGAAUGCCACUGUUCUGAUCUAUCGACGUGCCCACGACGGUGUCUGGCAGCUGAGAGAUCCACAGCAGGUAACGCUCGGCGAAACGGGAAUGGUCGUUCCCAGCAUGCUGCCAAUCAACAUGAACAUCUACGCAUCGUGCGCGAAUCGUGUCUAUGUGCUCAAUGCCCUCAAUGGGGAGCUGCAGCGCAGCUUUGAGGUGCAGCACGGCGCCAGCCAGCAGGUGAACCUAAUGGCGCACUCCGGCAUCGGACUGUGGAUCUCGCUGAAAAACUCGACAAUGCUCUGUUUGUAUCACACGGAGACGUUCAAGCAUUUGCAGGAUAUCAAUAUUGCGUCCAGUGUGCUGCGCUACGAUGCCAAAAAGGAGCAGCCGCUAAACAAUAGCUCCAUCUAUGUGACCGCCCUGAUGGCCUGCAAGGGUCUGCUCUGGGUGGGCACAAAUGUGGGCAUCGCUGUAACCAUACCGUUGCCCCGCCUCGAGGGCGUGCCCAUCAUCAGUGGCGGCAUCAAUAUGUCCUGUCACGCCCAUUUUGGUCCGAUCACGUUCCUCCUGCCGCUCAUACCGAAAGUUUAUCCGGCCUAUAAGCCAACGGCAGGCGCCACCGUCUCGGCACCCUUGGUGCCAGCUGUACCGCCCAGCAUGGGCGAUGAUCUACAGCUGCCAGCAAUCGAUGCCGAUCCCAAGAAGCUGACCGAAACCGAUCUAGACGAGUCCACCGUCGUUCUGCGUCGUGAUCUGGCCAAAGCAGACGAGCAAACGACUGCGUCCCCGCCCACAGACGCCAACAAUAUGUUGGCACCGCCGGCGGCUUCAACGGCAUCCACAGCCAUUUCGUCGCCUCGCAGCUCCAAGCUGGACAAACAGCACUCGCUGGACCAGAGCCUGACGGCCAAAAUACGUGCCUCGCUGGCCAAUUCGCCGGCGUUUCAUCGCAAACGCUUUCGGGAUUUGGGCGCUGGCACCAGCGAUGCCAGUUCACGGAUGUCCAAGACGCUGCCGCGUGGCUUGGGCUCAGCGGCCGGUGCAGCUGGUGCUGCUGGUGCAGCUGGUCUCCACUCGUACACUGUUGCGCUGCCGCAUCAAAUCGAGCCGGGCAUUUGUGAUGUGUAUGGCCUAUAUGGCAAGCUGAUAUUUGUCAAGGAGGAUUACGAUGCCGAGGAUGGGGCACAGGGCAAUCUCAUGGACAUGAUGUACGAGGGCAUGCGUCGCUCCGAUCCAGAGCUGGCUGCCAUACCGGGCAAGGUGUGCACCUUGGAUCGACGUUUGCGUAUGAAGGCGUCGCGUCCGCGAUCCUUGGAUCUAUCGAAUUGGUCGGUGGACUCGAAGUCAUCCAGUUUGUACACAUCAUCGGGCAGCGAGGAGAGCAUGGGCAUCCGUCUCUUUGGCGGACGUUCCGUAUCGCGGAACAGCAGCAGCGCCAGCCACAAAACCUCCGGCACCGGCAGCGAUCUGGGCAACAUAUCCGAAAACGGCCUGAUGACCACAGCCGACAUACACCAGCAACAGUUGCAGCAACAGCACCAGCACCAGCAUCAGCAGCAACAGCAGCAGCAGCAACAGUUGCCGUCGAACAGCACUCCGAAGUCGGAGGAUGGCUUCAAGCAAAUGCUCGCCCAGUCGUCUGACAAGCAGGCGGCGCCCGCCGCCGUCGCCACCUUGAAGCGCAAACAGAAGCAGAACACGAAGCAGCAACAGCAACAAAACGCGGACGGACCACGAACGGUAAUCACGCUGAUGGGCGGCCGCGGCUACUGGCGGCAUGUGUGGUACAACAGCAGUGGCAACUCGCCGGGCCACAAGAGCGCCACGGGCACCAAUUCGGGUGCGGCAGGCGCUGCAUCUGGAUCGGGUGCGGCUACCAGUCUGGCAUCGUUGACGGCCAAUUCGAACGAUGCUCACAUUGUGGUGUGGGAGAAAAAGUUAUAAUCUCAGGAGUUGGUGUGCUGCUGCACGUUGCAACAGCACCCCCACCAGCACCAUCCGCCACUGACCGAUUUCUGGCGCCGGGUCGGCGACCAGCGACGUGGACGUGUCCGUUUUCGUGGCACAUUCACGCAACGCGAUCGUGAUCGCGAUCGCGACCGGGUUCGGGAUAGGGAACACAACAGCAGCAGUUGCGGCUGGCGGUCGGAUGGUGAGCGAUUGGCUGCAGCAAGCAGUAAAAGCAACAGUGGCAGCAGCGGCAGCAGCGGCAGCAGCGGCAUGCUCAGCGCCAGUCUGAAGCGACUCACGAAGCUGAAGCGGGGCGGCAGCCUCAAGGAGUUCUAGUUGUAGUCAUAUCUGUCCAAUAAACGAUGUUGCGAUGCCACACAAAACAAAUAUUAAACACAAAAUGCAGCACGGCAUCGGUUUGCCAAAAU
Messenger RNA from Drosophila grimshawi, 7309 nucleotides. RefSeq lists its product as uncharacterized. Lineage: Eukaryota; Metazoa; Arthropoda; Insecta; Diptera; Drosophilidae. Gene Ontology annotation, biological process: actin cytoskeleton organization; positive regulation of stress fiber assembly. The record is from RefSeq and is a predicted model, not a curated record. The transcript has 8 exons. The coding region runs from base 60 to 6875 and encodes 2271 amino acids. Gene Ontology annotation, molecular function: guanyl-nucleotide exchange factor activity.